AUGUCCAGCUCAGCCCCUGCUCUGCCUUCGCUGGCUGCGCUCUUGGCAAGCGAUGUGUCACCACUGCUCCUCAAUGCCGAGACACCUAAAGAGUCAAGAAAGUGGCACCAGCAGCAACCGUAUCCCCAACUGGAAACGGUCCACAAAGACGAGGGCUGCGCGGUUGAUGCUGCCGCUGCUGCUGCUGCCUCUGCUUCCCUGAACACGAAAGACUCCGCCUUCAACACCACCAGCGAGAAAGCAGAAUAUGCGUUCGACGCGCAGUGCGUCAAGGAAGCAGCCUUGCCUGUCGCCUCCGCAGCCUCCUCCGUGGAGUCCGUGAAGUCGGAGGUUCUGGCAAAGGAAGGAGGAGCUGCCUCGCGCCAGCCCGAGCCUCAGCCUCCUCUUGAACAGGCGCAGUCUGAAGAUCCCCAGGCACAUGCAGGAGCAGAAGCGGAAGAGGACACGCAGUCGCCGCCUCCGAAGGAGGGGGCUGCAGGAAAUGAAGCCAGUCAAUCGUCAGAUCCCUCCGUCUUGCCAGAAUCGCACAUCACCAUUGCUGAGAAUAUGAGGAGUCUAGCAGCGAAGAGCGAGGGAUCUCCCGCUGGGGGAGCCCCCGUGCGUCGUGCAACCGACAGAAGCGGCGACUGGCAUCCCCUGGAUGCUGUAGUGGAGCGUAUAGAGUCGCACGUGCGACCAGGAGCCUCAGGGCAGCGGCUGCAGUGGUGCAAGGGGUUUCGGAUGCCUCUAGGAGCUGAGGGAAGGCAGAUCUUGCUGCGUCGGUUGAGGAAGGCUUACCAUGCGAAUCCUGCCAAGUGGGAUGAGGAGCUGUCGCGACACCGCAUCGUCUUCAGCAGAAUGCCGUACGCCACGGUUAUCGAGUUGUUUCAUUUGGCGCAUCUUUUGGGGGUUUUCGACUUUGCAGUCAAGUGCUCUGAGGAGUAUGGCAGCGAUGCUGCCGGUGGGGGCUCCCACAGGAAGCGGCGCCCAACACGUGCUGCUGGUGCGGGUGUAUCGACUCAGCAACAGCAGCAGCAACAGCAGCAAAGCGCACAAGCGGCGACCGGUGGCAAGGGAGCGGAGGGCGCUGAGGCAGCUGGCGAGGAUGCUGCAGCACCAGGAAGCAGUCGUUUGCUUCAGGGGGACCGCAAACGAAGUCGGAAGCCUCCUUCGUACAUUAGCGGCGACGAUGUGGGGCAGUUUCUCUCUUCUAGACCUAAGCGGACGCGACGCAACAGUCCUGCGUAUUUACGCGAUUACGAGACGCUGGGCGAACCCCUCAGGCUUCCCGCUCCGCCCCCCCCAAAGAAGGGCCGGGUAGCAGCCAGCGUUUCGAAUUUGACUGCAUUGGCAGCGACAGGGGCCUCCUCGGCUGCCGCGGAUCUUGCAGCGGCGUCCAGCGGCCUUUUUAACUGGGGUGGUUGCAGCUCGGGGGGUGCUGGCUUCGUGGGGGGAGAAGGAGCAUCUGGAGUCUCCUCUGCGCCUUGCGGCGUCGGGCAAGCCAGCCGAGGAGGCGAUAUCCUCGACACGCUGUGGGACUGGGGUUCCCUUGCGCACCGAGACGGCGCAGACGACAGCCUGCAGCUCUCUCUUCUGGGAGGUGCCUUGGGCGGCUCCCUGGGGAGUCCCUUGGAGCAGGGCGAGCUGCGCGAUCUCAGAGCCUUGCUGCAGCAGGAGCCUCAGGGCAGGAGGCUGGAGCAGCAGCAGCAGCAGCGGCAUCAGCACACGCCCGUUGAUGAGGCGCUGGCGAGUCCGCGAGGGCGUGUGUACUUCUCCGCCGAGCUUCCUGGGUCGUCGUACGAAGAGACGACAGCCGACGUGGCGAGACAGCCGCACAGAGCGUCGUGCUUGAGCGGCGGCAACGCUGGCGGCAGCACUGUUGCUGUGUCUAGCAAGGCUCUCCACCACUUGCCACCACCUUUCAGUGCUCAGGUGCCUCGGAGGGAGCAUGCAAAAAGCGGCGAAGCCGCAGGCGCUGCCGUCUCCGCUGCACCGGGAGAAGGGGCCGCAGGCUCCCAGCUGAGCCUCCAGUUGCUGACGACGAACUACACCAUUGCAGCGCAAUAUCUGCAGGUCAUCGAGCUGCUGGCAGUCCAGCGUCAAAUCAUGGAGCUGACGCAGAGUUUGAGCAAGAAUGCGCCGCCGCGCGAGGGUUCGGGAACCGUAGCAAGAGCAGCAGCAGCAGCAGCAGGAGCAGGAGCUGAAGAGCAGACGCCUGCCCAUACCUCAGAGGGUCUCCUAGGAUCGGCGGGUUCUGUGCUUGGCCUUCUCCCAGGCAAGCUGGACAGUCAGUCUCUGUUGAACCAGCAGCUCCUUCUGCGACUCGGCGCGGAAACAGCCCUUGAGAAGCCGACGCUAUCGCAGCAGGGUGCGGCGGCUGACUCAGGAGUUACUGCCUCUCAGGUGUCGAUCCUUAAGGACUUGGAGCAAAAGGUUUCCGCUUUGGAGCUGUUGGCUGCCAGACGGCCCGUGGGAAGUGUUUCCUCGGAGGCAGCGUUGACAGAGACGAGCAGCAGCGCACGUAAGACGCCAGCGUCGCAGGGAGUGGAGACAUCAAGGUGCAAGGGGGACCUCAGCAAGCAGUCCGCUAUAAGCUGCUCAGCGCCAGAGUCUCCUCUCGAUGGCUAUGACUCUGCAGCUGCCUCUUCCUGCUGCUCCGGCACGUCCUCGUCUUCUGCUUGCACCACACCCGACUCCCUUGGGGGGGAGAGGCUGCUGCUGCUCUCCUCUUUGUGGCAGCCGCUGCCACCGGCGGAAGGACUCGCGUCGGGGAACCUGUAG
Cyclospora cayetanensis is the source of this 2760-nucleotide messenger RNA. RefSeq lists its product as uncharacterized. The record is from RefSeq and is a predicted model, not a curated record. NCBI's taxonomy places the organism in Eukaryota, Apicomplexa, Conoidasida, Eucoccidiorida, Eimeriidae. The transcript has 4 exons. Bases 1 to 2760 code for a protein of 919 amino acids.